AUGUCAUCGGGGAGAACGACAAUCGAUGGCUUAUUGCAAUGUCUUUGUCCAACAUCGAGUAGAAUCCCGCGGCAAGGCUUCAAUGAGAUCUCACGGCCAGGUGCGAGAAGUCUGAUAGUAUGUCGAAAACUUCACCCACGCCAGACCCACACACAAAGCUUCCUCACAAGCUCUCGAACUGUUCCGCGUCCAUUACGCCAACCCGGAAACCUUCAAGCUCAGCGGUGCGCUCAUCAGAAACCCUCCUUCGUUGGCCAGCAUGUCCGUGAUCAAGACCGUAUAAGGCACCUAGACAUAACAUCUGCAUAUCAAGAGUUGCGGAGGUCAACCCUGCAAGGUCAUUAUGCCCAUAUUCGAGAUUGUGUGAAGAUAUUGGUGAAAGAACGCGGUCAGAAGCCGAAUUUGCGGUUGUACGAUGCAUUGCUGCUUGCCAACACGGAUCAUCAGUAUGGCUCAGCAGGAGAGGUUGCUAGGAUCUUAGAUGAGAUUGCGGUGGAAGGUCUUACCCCGGAUUCCGCUACAUAUCAUGCUGCUUUGACGGCUCUUGCUGUACAUCCAGACUGCCUGUUGAGGCAACGCAUACUCGAAGAACUACGCCAACGAUGGUUUUCCUUGACCAAAAACGGCUGGCACGACGUGGUUACGGGCCUGAUCAGAGAGCGACAGCUAGAGCUUGCGCUUGAUACUCUGGACCAGAUGCAGAAAGAAGGAGCCAAAGUCGACUCUUGGCUUUAUGACCUGAUCAUAUAUACCCUUUGCUCUGCUGAAGAAUUCGACUCGGCAGUCAACCUAAUGCAACACCGCAUCUCGUCAGGCGAAUUCAACAUCUCAGCGACCCUGUGGUACUAUUUGCUCGACACUGCCUCACGCGCCCUACACCAUCGAGGCACCCUCUUUGCUUACAGGGCGAGGGUCGAGAGCUCGUAUCUCAAUCCUUCUGCUGGAAUCUGCAUCAAUAUAAUUUCUACUGCAGCUCGUCAUGGAGACAUUUACCUCGCGACGUCCGCCCUACGUAUCCUAGGUCGCCGAUCAGGCAACCCUAUCCAGCUCCACCACUACGAAGCUUUACUAGAAACAUACGUGACCGCCAAGGACAUUCGCACUUCGUUCACUCUCCUUACCAUCAUGACGGCUGCCGGCCAUCCUCCAACAACAGCGUCUACUCGGCCCAUAUUCACCCAUCUAUGCCUGUCGCCCAGUCUGGUAGCUACAGCAGUCUCAAUACUCGAAGAACUCCGCGAGCAGGACCGUCAAAUCCCGAUACAGGCUAUCAAUGUGAUAAUGGAAGCGUACAUAGCUCACCAUGACCUCGCCUCUUCUCUUUCAAUCUACAAGGCCUUGCACAACUUUGGAGACUCUCUUACUCCCGAUACUGCAACAUUCAAUCUUCUUUUUCGCGGCUGCUCGCAAGCUGCUCGCAAAGACCUUGCCAUGUUCCUGGCUUCUGAAAUGGUGGCGCUAAAGGUCGUGCCGGACAGACUCACGUACGAUCGGCUCACAUUGGUAUGCCUCAAUAGCGAGAGCAGCAUCGACGAUGCCUGGCGCUAUUUCGAGGAGAUGCGUGGCCUGGGAUGGUGGCCUAGACAUGGUACUGCAGUGUCAUUGGCAAGGAGAGCCUGUGAGAGAGGCGACCAAAGAGUCUGGAGGCUUGUCAGCGAGGAGGGAGGUGAGGGAGUCCCGAAGUGGAAAGUGGAAAGUCUGAUCCACGAAUAUUGGAAGGAUGGCUCUGAAGAGCCCGAAAAGGAGAUAAAUCCGGAAAGGCGUGAGGGAGAGUAG
Molecule: messenger RNA, 1776 nt
Organism: Letharia columbiana
Lineage: Eukaryota; Fungi; Ascomycota; Lecanoromycetes; Lecanorales; Parmeliaceae
Exons: 2
Coding region: 1-1776 (591 amino acids)
Molecular function (GO): protein binding
Source: RefSeq, a predicted model, not a curated record